This is a messenger RNA of Hyaloscypha bicolor E, 720 nucleotides long. RefSeq names its product ras-domain-containing protein. Gene Ontology annotation, molecular function: GTPase activity; GTP binding. Gene Ontology annotation, biological process: small GTPase-mediated signal transduction. The record is from RefSeq and is a predicted model, not a curated record. Bases 1 to 720 code for a protein of 239 amino acids. The transcript is spliced from 5 exons. Lineage: Eukaryota; Fungi; Ascomycota; Leotiomycetes; Helotiales; Hyaloscyphaceae.
AUGGUCAAAAAGGAGCAAAGUAGCAAGACAGAGGGCCAGGGAAGUGGAGAUUUAUUGGCAGUCUCAUCAUUUUCACCGUUAAUUGCGACAUCAAGUGCUGAGUUCCGCAAGAAGAUUGUAAUUGUAGGUGAUGCGCCUUGCGGAAAGAAAGCUCUCCUCAUUGCCUUUUUGAAAGGACCGAACCGUCAGGUUAGGAUAGACACCUUCCUGUUCGAAAAUUACAUCGUAGAUGUCGAAGUGGAUGGAAAACACGUCGAGCUUGCGUUGUGGGAUACUAGUGGCCAAGAAGAUUAUGAUAGACUGAGACCUCUCUCAUAUCCAGAUUCUCAUGUGAUUAUAAUAUGUUUUGCCAUAGACGACCCGGACACCCUUGAUAAUGUGCAAGAGAAGUGGGUUUGUGAGGUGCAGCACUUUUGCUCGGGGUUGCCAAUUAUACUUGUCGGGUUGAAGAAAGAUCGGCGAUAUGACCCCAAAACGAUCGAAAAGCUUUGCAAGACCGGUCAAAAACCAGUGACUUAUGAGCAGGGCCAAGCUGUUCAAAUGAUGAUAGGAGCCUACAAAUAUUUGGAAUGCUCUGCCAAGACGAAUGAAGGUGUCCGUGAGGUCUUCGAACACGCCACCCGAGCUUCGCUACUUGACCAGAAAAGGGGAAGGAAGAACAAGGGAAGGAAUGGGACAAGAGCCCUUCAACGUUUUUUGGGGAGGCUUCAUCUUGAGUAA